This is a messenger RNA of Iphiclides podalirius (scarce swallowtail), 1104 nucleotides long. The record is from the annotation of a GenBank genome assembly. Lineage: Eukaryota; Metazoa; Arthropoda; Insecta; Lepidoptera; Papilionidae.
AUGAAUAAGCUGAACAUUUUAUGGACAAAAGCUCAACAGCGGCUUACUGAACCCAAGUUAAAGUCACUUUAUAGCGAUCUGAUGAUCCAAGACAAAGAAGAAAUAACCUAUAAACGAGUGAAGAGUGAAGGAGGUGAUAAAGAAGGCCUAAUAGAGGCAGAAUUGAGGCGUAAACUUACCAAUAUUAUGAAUGUCUACGGACUUAGAGAACAUUUCGAAGACAAAAAUGUUGGCCGGCAAAAAAUGGACCCAGCGCACAACUCCGCCGCUGAUGACUAUAUCAACAGAAGUAUGUUCAAAGACAAGAAACUGAACAUGCUAUGGGCGAAGGCUGAGGCGUCGGGAUUCACGCCCGAGGAGCUCUCGGCCCUGAAGGAGGAGUUCACGCAUCACCAGGAGAAGAUAGACCAGUAUUACGAGCUGCUGGGCAACGUGGAGACAGACGGAUAUGAGGGUUUCAAGAACGCUGUGAACGACGAGGAGAUAGACCGCUUCAACGAGGUGGUCCCCGACACUAACGAGAUCAUCACCAAGGACUUCGUGGACCAGGCCAACCUGCUGCGCGAGAAGCACCGAGGCCUGCGCGACGGACUCGACCGGCUGCAGAGGAUCGCCGCCAGAGGUCCCACAAACAAGGAGUUCAUAGAGCCAAAGGUGCAGGGGCUGUGGCGUAUGGCGGCCGCCGCCAAUUUUACCCCCGACGAGCUGGCAUCCAUAAAGGCGGAAUUGCAACACUACGAGUCGAGGCUGCUCAAACUGCGCCACCUACAGGCCGACCACGUAAGCAAUCUAGAGAAACAUCAUACCAAGGUGGCCGCCGCCGGUGACAAGAUGGACAUGUUCGCCAAUCAACAGCAGCAGAUCAAGAAGCACUCUAGAAAGGUCGAGAAGAUGCACAAGGACCUGGAGAGCAAGAUCCGCGAGCGGCACUGUAAAAUAUGUAUAACGGGGGCUGCGGCGGCGCCCCAAAAGGCAACGAAACGCAGCUGGCAGCGGGCUCACUGGAAUCACAUUCCGAGCUACGUAGCACUGGGCGCCGGCGCGGCGGCUACGGCGGCUACGACGGCUACGGCGGGCUACGUCGGCGCGGCGCCGACAACAAAC